Eimeria tenella is the source of this 2175-nucleotide messenger RNA. RefSeq lists its product as uncharacterized. Lineage: Eukaryota; Apicomplexa; Conoidasida; Eucoccidiorida; Eimeriidae. The record is from RefSeq and is a predicted model, not a curated record. The transcript has a single exon. The coding region runs from base 1 to 2175 and encodes 724 amino acids.
AUGAGGCCCUCCCUGCUGCUGUGUGCUGCUGCUGCUGCUGCUGCUGCAGCAGACAGCAGCAGCUUAGCUUUUUGCUGGCAGCGGCGAGGCCAAGACGAGGGGAGACUCAAGAGGGGCCCCCAGGGGCCCUUUGACGGGGCCUAUGGGGGCCCCCGGGGGCCCCUGACCCUGGCGCUGCUGAGCGAGCCUUCUGCAGCGCAGCCAGCAGCAGCAGCAGCAGCAGCAGCAGCGCCGCAAGACAGCGAAGGUGAGGCUGUUGCUUCUGCGCUCGAGAGCUACGGGAGAGAAAAGGUACUGCAGCUGCUGGCGGGGGGCAGCAGGGGGGAGGAGGACGCGAUGGCAGCAGCCUUGCUGCGGCUGCAGCAGCAGCCGCAGCAAGACACAGCAGCAGCAGCAACAGCAGCUGAGGCAGCAGACAGCCUGCUGCGCGAGGAGCAGCAGGCAGACGUGCUGGCCGCCCUGAAGGAGUGGCAGUUUGCAGAAAGGGGGGCGGAAGAGACCCUGAAGCAGAAGCAGCAGCAGCAGCAGCAGCAGCAGCUGCUGCUGCUGCUGCAGAAGAAGAAGGAGGAGGAGGAACAGCAGCAGCAGCUUGAACCCCUGCUGCUGGUCGGGGAGCUUGACGCGGGGAUCGAGGGAUCGUCCAAGUCCUUCCUGCCUCUUCUUCCUGCUGCUCCACCCCGCAGCAGCAGCAGCAGCAGCAGCAGCACGACGACAACAACGACAGCUUCCCCCGCGGGCGCAGCAGCAGCAAGCUCUGCAGCAGCAAGCUCUGCAGCAGCAGCAGCAGCAGAAGACCCGUGCAGCGACAGCGCCUCGGUGGCUGCUGCGAGAGCAGCAGCAGCAGCGGGCCUGGAGACAGUGGCGUCUGCUGCAGCAGCAGGGAAGCAAGACCUGCUGGCAGCAGCAGCAAAAGCAGCAGCAGCAGUCUCAGCAGAAGGGGCCCGCCGCCUCGUCAAAGAACUCCUGGGCAAACUGGGGCCCCCCGUGCUGCUGCGGCUGGAGGCCUCCAGUACCCUGUGGGGUUUGGGGGCCCCCCCGCUGCUGCUGCUGGGGCCCCUGCGGGACCAGACGCUGUCCAGCAUGCACUUCAGCGCGAGAGCAGCAGCAGCAGGUGCUGCUGCUGCUGCUGCUGCAGCAGCGCAGCCGCAGCAGUUCCUCCUCAGGUUUCAAAGGGCCCGGGGGCCCGUCCAAGACGAGGCCUUUGCUGCAGCAGAAGAGCGCCAGAAGCAAAUAAGGGCUGGGCUGCGUUUGCUGCAGCAGCAAACCACUUCUGAGGACCAGCAGCAGCCCCGGGAGCCCUGGCUGGAGGACGCGGCCCAGCAGCAGCAGCAGCAGCAGCAGCAGCAGCAGCGGGAGGCCCUGGAAGCUGCGAAGCAGCACAUUCUCAUGCCUCUCUGGGUUGGCCAGCUGGCGCUGCCCUCCCCCACAGUUGCUGCAGCAGGAAACGAUUUGCUGCUGAACUGGGUGGAGGUGUACCCCGACGCGCUGCUGCGGCUGCAGCAGCUGCCGCUGCUGCAGCAGCAGGGCCAGUGGUUUGUUGCGCUGCAGCUGCUGAAGGCAGCAGCAGCGCUGCAAAGCGCUGGCCUCCACUUGGGGGCCUUCGGGCCAGCUUCGCCCUGGAUCAGCAGCAGCGGCCAGCUGCUGUUCGAGGGUGUACAUACACUGCAGCCGCUGCAGCAGCAGCAGCAGCAGCAGCAGCAGCAGCAGCAGUGGGUCUGUGGGGAGGAGGAGCUCGAGCUGCCCUGGACUCCCUACAUGCCUCCCGAGAGGGCCUUUUGCGGCCCCUCAGUGCCGGCUAAGGAGAAGGAGGUGUGGCAGCAGCAGCAGCAGCUGCUGCAGCAAAAAAAGGGAGGAGCAGCAGCAGCAAUUACUGCCUGGGGCCUCGGCUUGCUGCUGUUCCAUGUCUUCUGCAGCGCCCGCCUCCCCUACGGGAUAUCUGCUGUGGCCAGCGAGGCGGACACGCUGCAGCAGCUGCGGCGCCUCUACCUCUCAGCAGCAGACAGCAGCAGCAGCAGCAGCAGCAAACGCCUCAACUUCAAGACCUGCAGCACUGACCCCAGGGCCCACCGCCUGCUGCAGGCGCUGCUGCAGCCAAACCCCACACGCCGCGCCUCCCCAGCCCGCCUGCUGAGGCAGCUGCUGCAGGAGGAGCAGCUAGUCAAAGCCAAACCCUAG